GCUGCCUUUGUGUUUAUGGUGAUCUCGGUUCUCGGGCAGCUACCGGACUCGGUCGUGCGGACCCGCUCGGUGCUUUUCGGCCUCUCCGGUAGCAGGCGGUGUCAGGUUGUUCUCCGGCCGGGACUGAGUGACAGAGAGGCGGCAGGGACCACCGCAACCCCACAUUUGUAACUCGAGGAAAGAGGGGAGGAGAAGGAAGCAGACGCCCCGGGAGCGGAGCCUUUCCCGGGCUUUGGACUCGGAUUGCUCCCGCGGACAUGUCGGGCUUCCCGCGGAGGACGAGCCGGCGGUAGCGCCGCUGAGCCCGCCGAGCCUGUUAUCGAGCUAGCAGCUAGCAGGAACAGACACCUGUCAGGACUUGGAUUGCGUGGAGUGAGCAGUGCAGACCUCGUCCAUGUCUCAGCUGCGGGCCUGAAGGUCGGACCUGUCCAAUGACCUGCCAGUCCUCCGAGUCCACGGAAACCAUCGAGGGCAACAGACGAGCAGACAACAACGCCGGGACUGUGGAAUCGGACGAGAGCCGCGUCGCCUCCGCCAUGAAGGAGCUCAGAAACACAGGUUGGUACUGGGGCAGUCUCACCGCUAAUGAAGCUAAAGAGAUCCUGCAGGACACCUCCGAGGGCACCUUCUUGCUGCGGGACAGCUCUCAGAGGGAUUACCUGUUCACCAUCUCCGCCAUGACGUCGGCGGGUCCCACCAACCUGCGGAUCGAGUUCAAACACGGCAAGUUCAAGCUGGACUCGGUGGUCCUGGUGAAACCCAAACUGAAGCAGUUCGACAGCGUGGUCCAUCUGGUCGAGUACUACGUCCAGCUGUCCAGGAGCAGCGACAAGGCAGCGGCAUCGAACUCUCAGCCCUCUGCAGCGCCACCCAACGGCACAGUGCAGCUGCUGCUCACCAAACCCGCGUACACCACCACGCCGUCCCUGCAGCACCUCUGUCGCAUCGCCAUCAACCGGAGGACGCGACGGGUCCAUGAUCUGCCGCUACCCAACAGACUGAAGGACUACCUGACAGACUACACCUACAAUGUGUAGGGACUGAUGUCGUCUCACCACUGACCAAUCAGAUCGUACCCUGCUUCACAGGGACGUGCAAUAAGCAGCAGUGAAUACUGUCGACACGCUCCGUGGGUCUGCAGCUGAUCAUGGUGGAGUCAGAGGUUAAAGGUCAGCAGGAAGCACCAUGUCACAUGACCCCUCCUGAUCACAGCUACCUCUCUGCUCUGUGGUGACUUAACGCCUCGUUUCCCCUUUGACACCCCCCCGACAUUAUUAACUCAUCGCUUUUAAAGCGUGAAAAACAUCCAGCGCCUCGUUUGGUCCGGCUCACAUCUGAACCCACAGAGCCCAUGUGCUGAUUUUAAGAUGGACCUUUUAAAUCUGAAGUAAUCCCCCUCGUGGUGAAAAUGUGUAGUCGUUAAUGAGUCACUGAUGUAACCACGGUUCUAUGAAACAUUAUAUUACAAAAAGCAUUUAUUUAAUAAAGUGAUCAUUAUUUUUGCCUGUUGAGCCUUUGAGUGAUGAAGAUGGGAAAAUGUGCCACUGUAGGGUAACGGCAGUCUUUAUACAUAAAAUCAAGAAUAUUUUAUUUACCUUCAUGUAAAACCAAAGAACAUUUAAAAAAAAAAACAAACACCUAAAUUAUUAUUAUUUUUUUUUUUAGCUCAGGUUUGUUCUAGUUUUUAAAAACCAGGUUUGAACAAUAUUCCCUAAAAUGACCGUGUUUUUUGAAUGGAGUCUGGCGUGAGGAAAAAAAACACAAACAUCGUACCGCUAAAUGACUGGAAAGUAACCAAACACAACGUGGGGCGGGGCUUCAGAGAGAGGCUGAACUUUAAAGUUGUUUUUAAAUAUAUUUUUCUGUACUUUUUUUUUUUAAAGAAUUUAAAAUGAAGCUGAAGUAAACACAUUUGGAAAAUAUAUGUAUGGAGGGAAAUGCAAACAGAAAAGACAAGAACAGAAAAACUACAAAAUCUAAAUGUGUAUUUUUUUGAAUAAUAGUAAAUAAAUGGCGGCAUUAAUACAAAAUAGAGGAAUACUGAAAAUUUCCUGUCUUAUAAUAAAUUUCAUGUGUUUUGAAUAAUUUCGUGCACUGUUUUAUUCAUUUAUUCAGGGAGUUUUGGCCGUGUUGGUCCUCCAUAACUUCACAUUAUUUAAAUUGAAAACAGCAAAUUUCAUGUGUUGAAACUCACUGAAACAUGAAUAUUGAUCCAUUAUUGGAAACUUCAGUUUUCUCAGUGGUUUCUGUAUUUUCUGAAUGCAGCCAGUUGAUUAUUCUUAUUACUGAUCAAAUUAUUUUUCUCAUAAAUUUAUUUAUUUUUUUUUAAAUUAGUAAAAUGUGAAAAUAACAGUUUUACGGAAGUAAAAACAGAAGAAAUCAGUUUGAGGAACCUUGAACCUGAAAUUAUUCUUUGGUUUUUAAAAACCUCUCUGUUGAUCAGCCAGCUGUUCCACAAAGUUUUUAUUGAUCAUUUAAUUUAUUUUUAUUUUUUGAAUUUUUCAUGUUGGAAAGUUUCUUAGGAAAUGUUUAACAGCAGGGAAAAAACUCAGGAAACGGUUGAAUUUUUCACAUUUUUCUCCUGUCGAUUUCACCUGUAAACGCAGGUAAACAGAGCCCUCUGAUUGGCUGACGGGCAGGCGGGGAGUCGAGGUGUCCUCGUUGUAUCAAAACAAACUGACGUUCUCCUCGCUGCACAUUUUUUCCUUUCAGUAGACUUUGUACCUGCAGCGUGUAGUAAAUACUCUGCAGCUCUGAGCCAAUCACAGCGCAGGACAACAAAUGUGCAGGGGGUGGGAAGCCACACAUUCACAGCUCAGUCCAACAACACAACCUCAGACUGCAGCAACGAGCCACCAAACUCCAUUCAAAACUCUGACUGGUCACCUUGUAAAUUCAGCACAGAUUGCUUUUUUUCUUUUACCACUGAUAAUCAUAAAUGUUCAGGCUGCAGCGUUUCCUCACCUGGAAACAUCCUAAACGUUCAGCUGCGAAUUUCCAUCACGUUUGAACUUCAACCAAAAACCUCUGAAUUCACUCGUUACCUCCUGCCAGGUGUUAAUAGGUUUAAUAAUAGUUCAUAGGUUUUGAGCCUGGUGUUCAUCAUCAUUAGGGUUGUUCCUGCUUACGAAACGUUUUUGAUUUGGCCCUUUAUGUAAAAGAAAAAUCCCGGGAGUGUAAUGAAAAUAAUAGUUUAUUAGUUUUAUUAAGUGGGUUAAAUUUAGUGUAUGUGCCGUCUCCUCGUGGGAACACCCGGUUAUGAACUGCAUGAACGUGUUCAGUUAUAAAAACCGUCCAUUUUUGUGGGUCCUGUGAAAACCUGAGGUUGCCUCAUUAAUCCAGCAGACACGUGACCACUUAAUAAAAAUAUUAACGUCGCCAUAGAGCAGGAGUCUCCAAACUUGCGGGCCCAUCCGGCCCCGCCCACUUCCGGUCCGCGAAUUGAUGUCAAAAAUAACAGUUUGGCCCUUCAAGUUACUUUUUUGACAUUUCGCCUUCCCCUCCAAUUAAGAGGGUUAAGCGAAAUGUCAAAAAAGUAACUUAAAGGGCCAAUCACAGCUCAGCGUCGCGCUUCCUGUUCUGCGGGGGCGGGGCUGUUAGGUCCUGUGGCUGCUCAGGUAAAAGGGGGCGUGACCUGUGCACAUGUGUGUAUGAAGGGCCAAUCGGGGCGCUUGUUUCUGCUUCAGCCUCGAUUUCUGUGGCUGGAUGAUGAAGAUGACGAAGAGGAGGCGCGUGCGCACUCCUGUACAGAUCGCAGCCCGUUUGAGUUCAUCAAGUGUUUAUUGAUCAUGUCUGUGUUUCUGGUACGUUUCUGAAGCAUGUAAACAUAAACUGAUCACCCUCCACCAGGAGAUCAAUAUAUUUUAUAUGGUGCCUCAUCAAUAACUGCUCUUUAUUCAGGAGUUUAUAUUUCACGCUGUUAUUAAUUCACGCAGACAGGUUGGUGUGUAUGGAAGCCCCGGUGUGUGUGUGUUUUUAAUAAAUUUAUUUAUUUUGGAAAGAAUGCAAAAUUUCUGCAGUAAUUAUGAAACUUUUCAGAAAGUAAUAAAGCAAAUACUAAAACUCUCAGUAGGUUUAAUUCAGUCUCUCUGGGUUUGUUUAUGGAAGCCCGAGUGUGCCGGGAAAACUGUAACCUGUUUAUAGAAAGGUCACAUUUGGUGUCACUGGAGGUAAUUAGUUAGUUUCCAAUUUCAGGAUUUAAACAAAUGAACCCCCCCAGUGCUUUAAAUAAUAAAGAUAAAACCAGGGUGCAGCAGUCAGCUGUAUGAAUCUGUCUGUGUAAUCGUUUCCAUUUUGUGGUUAUGAAUGAUUUUUCUGUGCGAAACCAUUUUUUUAAAUUCUUGAACUUUUAAUGUAAAUAAAAUAAAAAUGUUCAUUUUCAAAUUUCACAUUUUCUUUUUCAUGUGUAAUGUUUCAUGUUUUUGGAAGGACAUUUAAGCCAAAGUGGGAUUUCGGGAUUAUCCACGGAAGCUCGUUUCUGACAGGAACUUCGU
Archocentrus centrarchus (flier cichlid) is the source of this 4493-nucleotide messenger RNA. RefSeq names its product suppressor of cytokine signaling 2 (gene socs2). Gene Ontology annotation, biological process: intracellular signal transduction; phosphatidylinositol phosphate biosynthetic process. The transcript has 3 exons. NCBI's taxonomy places the organism in Eukaryota, Metazoa, Chordata, Actinopteri, Cichliformes, Cichlidae. Bases 432 to 1037 code for a protein of 201 amino acids. Gene Ontology annotation, molecular function: 1-phosphatidylinositol-3-kinase regulator activity. Gene Ontology annotation, cellular component: phosphatidylinositol 3-kinase complex. The record is from RefSeq and is a predicted model, not a curated record.